Molecule: messenger RNA, 11685 nt
Organism: Bombus pyrosoma
Lineage: Eukaryota; Metazoa; Arthropoda; Insecta; Hymenoptera; Apidae
Product: mediator of RNA polymerase II transcription subunit 12-like
Exons: 10
Coding region: 2596-5139 (847 amino acids)
Molecular function (GO): metal ion binding
Source: RefSeq, a predicted model, not a curated record
GGAACAUUGGCAAACAUCUUGCGAGACGUGAUUUUCAAGGUUCGUCAAGUCCGUCAUAAAUGGAGCGCGGGAGGAACGUAGGCGGCGAAACGUGGAAGCGGGGAACGCUCGCGAAGAAACGCAGAGAAACGUACGGAGACGGGUCUAAAGAUGAAAAACAACGGUCGACUUGAACCAUCGGAGAUACUAGUCGUGUUAUUUUAUGUAUUCGUGUGAGUUACGUAGGUGUAAUACGGUCGUGAACGCGUUACAGGAGGAGCACGGGGAGCAAGAGGCGAAGGCUGAGGCAGGACAGAGAGAAAUAGGCGGAAUGAGUUCAUCUCCGCUAAUGCAACGAGCUAAGUUAACUCGCACAUCCUUCUUAACGUGCAUAACCUAGCGAUUAUGCGAGGCACGCCGAGUCCGCCGGCCGGCGAAUAUUCGAGUAAUCGCUCUGCGAUGUACGAUUGUCGAAACCCGUAUAGACGAUGCCGUGUCAUCGCUCGGACCAACCAGCGGAAUUUCGAAAGUGACACGCCGCUCUAUACUACGUUUAUGGCUGAAUUUUGAUAACGAACAGCAGAAUCCGGAGUUCGACCGCGGGAGGAACCAGGAGUGCGCCGAAUAAAUGACGUAAAUCCGAGGAACGGAAACGCAACGUCACUCGCUAACUCGCAACCCCCCUUCCCCCUACCGAACCUCCCCCAUUCUGUCUUUCUCUUUUACCGUUUCCACGUUUCUCCUGUCCCACCCCCCUUCCCUUUGCCCGAUCCAGCACACCAUCACGGCCCGACCCCUCCACCACGUACGAUCUCCACGAUCCGACACACAACUGGACCCCUGACCCCGUGCCUCUUUACCCGCUUUGUCGCCUACCGCCUUCUUUCGUGCUUACUCUCAAAUCUGCUCCAACCUUCGAGUCUUCUUCCCCCUCCGUUUCUUUCCAACGUUUCGGUCCGACGUUCUCCUCCCAUCCACCGUUCCUCAGCAGUAUCACGCCACCGUUGCUCCUUAUCUCGCCCCCUUAUCUCGCCCCAUUCUCCAAGAAGCGCAACCGUGGCUAAGGUGAUCUUUCCGAAAAAUUCGAGAGCUCCGUUUUCUCUUACGGCCUACUACUACUAGUACUACUACUACUACUAUUACUACUACUACUACCUCCUCGGAGUCGUCCUUCCUCGUCCAAGUAGACUACACACAAGACACGCGUUAGCUUCAGAACCGGCUUGAAGGACACCACGACCGGCUUUUUGACACACACACACCUCUCUCUCUUUAUAUAUAUAUAUAUAUACAUAUUGUAUAUAUAUUAUAUUAUAUUAUAUAUAUAUAUAUAUAUAUCUGUGCAACAAAACUCGAAUGCAGCAACAAUCAGCCUAUAUAUUCGAUAAAGAACAAAAUCAACGCGUUCCUAGAGAGCAUACACUCGUUGGUCGACGUUUAUAGCUUCUCGAAGGCUUUCAAGCUUUGCCCAAACUACUACUACUUGCUCUAGUUGCUAAAGCGCCCUCCAAAGCUCUCCGAGUGCAUCGUGCGAAGAUAAAAGGAAGAUCGAAGCAAGUUGAAUAUCGGUAGGAAGAAUCAGAAAGGAGGGAGGAUCUUUCGUGCGCUAGCUUGUCUCUAGAGGCGAAGCAGGUCGACCGUGACAGAAGCUGGACGCAAAACGCCUAAAAACGCAGAAGCCAGAGCGCCUAAUCGCUGACAAUAUACACACAUAAAUAUCACCUCUUCUACUUCACUUUCUUUCACACCGUGAAAAUAUCUUCCUCUGCCAACUUUCCUCGAGUAGAAGGGUGCAACGCGUUCCUCUUCCAGCCAACCGUUUCUACGUGAAUCAUCGAAAGGGUCGAGACGCGACAAUCAACGUACACGUCUACCAAACUAGCUGGAAUUACAAAGUCUCUCUCUCGAAAGAAAAAGGAACGCCAACUGGCAAGCACAGAGCUAACCGAAACUCGGUCUCUGCGUUACGACUGAACGUACUGCGAUCGAUAACAACUGUGUUUGAUAAAGAGCAGCCGGGCGAUAACGGUGUGUGCGUGCGUGUGUGUGUGUGUGUGAUCAUCGGCGGUCUAAAUAUAGUUUAGAAUUUCUCGUAGAACUGGCGCUGACAAUCGCAAGCCUUUUACGCUACGCACGGUGUUCGAUAAUACGCGACAACGAAUCAUAGGCAAUUAAAACGGAGGAAAAAGAAAUCGAGAAAUUCAGAAAAGGAAAGGAUAAUCGAGAAGAAACGUGUAACGACGGGUUAAUUCGCGCUCGAAGAUACGGAUAAAGUAAAAGUCUUCGUUACGUCGUCGAUUACGUCGUCCGGUUUCCGCGAGUUUUUAAUCGUGAUUCAUCUACAAGGAAGAUCGUCCGAGCUCUCGCAAGAUCAUCGAAUCGCCACAGGACUCGUACAUGGGACAAUAAGAUCGCACCCUACUCAAACAAAUACUUCUUGCCUAAGCCGGUGCGAGUGAACAAGAUUAAAGAGUCGAGGCUACGUGGAAGAGCAGCAUACGGACAGCCACGGUUUACGGAGGAAGGAGGAUAAACUAGAGUCGGUAGAAAAAACCAGACUUUGUGUUAGUCCCUGCCUAAAGAAAGGAGUCCCGCGAUCUUCCAGGGCCAGAAAUUAUGGCAAUGGUCAACAUGAAUAACCUACUGAACGGCAAGGACUCUCGAUGGCUUCAGCUAGAGGUUUGCAGGGAGUUCCAGCGCAACAAGUGUACCAGGCCUGACACGGAGUGCAAGUUCGCCCAUCCACCAGCUAACGUCGAGGUGCAGAACGGACGGGUCACUGCUUGCUACGACAGUAUCAAGGGCCGAUGUAAUCGCGAAAAACCGCCGUGCAAAUAUUUCCAUCCACCGCAGCACCUGAAGGACCAGCUUUUGAUAAACGGGCGUAAUCAUUUAGCUCUGAAGAAUGCGCUGAUGCAGCAGAUGGGUCUUACACCGGCCCAACCAUUAGUGCCUGGUCAGGUACCAGCAGUGGAGGCACCGGCACCUCCGGCACCACACCAUCACCUUCAACAGCAAAUCCAGCAGCAACUUCUCGCUACCCACGCCUUUAUGGCGACGAAUCCGUACCUGACUGGUAUGCCUCAAGUUGGCAACACGUACAGCCCGUAUUUUGCGCCUAGUCCGAUCAUGCCAGCGAUCAUGGGCCCGGCGGAUCCAACAGGAGUCGGAAGCCCAUUGGGCGUGGUGCCGCAGACGGUGGCGAUGCCGCAGAAGAUGCCACGUACCGACCGCCUCGAGGUAUGUCGCGAGUUUCAACGCGGGGCGUGCAAACGCGGCGAGACGGAGUGCCGGUUUGCGCACCCCCUCGAGACGGUGCAGGCGAACGAGGACGGCUCUGUGACGGUCUGCAUGGACGCUGUCAAGGGCCGAUGCAAUCGGGACCCCUGCCGCUAUUUCCACCCCCCUCUGCACCUUCAAGCCCACAUUAAGGCCGCACAAUCUCGGGCUAGCAUUGCGACGGCGACUAUGCCGACGAACGUAGCGGGAAUGGGCGCGUUGGCUGGCGGAGUGUCAGGAGUGCCGGCAACUGCGGUUCCCGGAGGACUUCAGAGCGCCAGUAUAGCAAGCAUCGAACUCGGCAAGAAGCGGAUGCGCGACUCCAAUGAUGAUCUGCUAAUGAUGGACAUGAAGUCUGUCGGAUCGUUCUACUACGAGAACUUUGCCUUCCCAGGAAUGGUUCCGUAUAAACGACCGGCGGGCGACAAGUCCGGCAUGCCGGUCUAUCAGCCAACCGGCGCGACGACCUAUCAACAGUUAAUGCAGCUGCAGCAGCCGUUCGUGCCUGUGUCAUGUGAGUACACUGGAACACCACCCCUACCCACUCAAACCUCUAACCAAUCGGUCGUGCAACCCCCGAACGUGCAAAGCAACCACCACGCGGUGGUGGUUCAGUCCUCCUCCUCCUCUCAGGGAACCAGUGGCGCCACAGUGAAUAACUGCGCCGACGCCAACAAUGGCGUGCUGAUGGAUCCCUGCAACAAUCCACCGCCACCACCUCCAACCGCCGACAAUAACAGUAACAAUAGUAGCGGCAAUAACAAGCAGCCGAAUGCGACGCAGAAUCACGACGCGUCAGAAAACGCGCAUAACUCCCCCGAAUUGAAUCACGCGAGUCCCUCGACGAUUUCGCAACAACAACAACAACAACAUCAGCAGCAGCAACAGCAGCAGCAACAGCAACAACAACAACAACAACACCAACAGGCGCAACAUCAACAACAACAAGCUCAGCAGCAGCACCAGCAGCAGCAACAACACCAGCACCAGCAGCACCAGCAACAUCAAUUACAACAGCAGCAACAACAGAUACAGAAUCAAUUGGCAUUGUCGGCUGCUUCCGUGCAGCCCGCGAUGAGUCCAUUGACUUCAGUCGCUGGUCUGAGCUCGAUGCCAGGCGUGGUUAACAUGGCCUCCAUGGCCUCCAUGACGAACGUACCAUCGGUCACGAAUAUGGUAUCGAUGUCAAACUACAAUGCCUCGAACGUGGCUGGGUUGAACAUGCUCAACAGCCUCGGCAUGGCUUCCGGCUUGCCUACGCACCUCGAUCCUGCCGCUCUCGCGAAAGAGGUCGCCCAGAAGAAUUACGCGAAAGCCAUUAAGCUGUCUCAGGCGUCGCAAUCUUACGGUAUUAAUCAGCUUACCGCCCUGAAUUAUACCGGCGUAGCUUUGAACAAACAAGCUCUGGUGAAUCCAGCCGCGGCAGCUGGAAGUGCAGGGGUCGCCGGAUUACCGGCGACAACGGCGACACCUAGGCCGGUGAUUCCGAACCUAGCGGGGAUUCCCGGCGCCUUGGCCUCACCGCUCUCCGCUGGAAUCUUGGCCUACUCUAGACCACCCACCGGCGCUCCUAUCAAUCCUUACUCGUUGAUGAGGCAACAGAUCUUGCCAAAUCCUUACGUUCAAGCCUCGAUACCUGGGGUUCCUGGCGCUGCGGCCGCGGUUCAAGGUAAUCCUUACGUCCAAAAUCCCUACACGGUUCUACCGGGUGUCGCCAGCAUGCCUGGAGUCGCGGCUGGCGUCGCGGCGGCUGGUGUACCGGGUGUCCCACAGAUACCGCAGAUUCCAAAUCCGGCGACGAUCGCGGCGCAACCGCAGGUUGCUAUUCCAGUCAGCUCGGGCGUGAUCAUGCAGCCGUACAAAAAGAUGAAGACCUCGUAAAUGAAUUUCGUCGGACGAUCGGAGAGGGGGCAACACGUUUCCUCCUCUUCCACGUCUGCGAACGUUAUGGUUCCUUCUUCUGGGUCCUCUGCGUCCUCUCUUUCGAAUGGGAACGCCGCGCGCCGAUUCUUUCGGAUCUUCUUCGUGGUCUGGCGAUCUUCGAGAUAUCAGGGCCAAGGAGUUUUUUCGUGUGUGUUAAUUUUUAUUCGUUUGACGUAGCUUCGUAGAGUGACUCGUAGAAUAUGGAAUUGGAUAUCGAAGAUUAGAUCAACGUUGCCGACCUAUUUUUUCAUUUAGCGCGAAAGAUAAAUAUGGAGUUUAGCUAGAUAUAAACGUGUGUCGUUGUAGCGUACAAGGAAUUGAAUAUGUAAGGUGAACGCGACCGUUCCUGUUGAUGAAAGAGAGAAUAUACAGCGAGCGGAUGCGAAACGAGAAAUGAAACGUCGAAAUAAGGGAUGAGAAACGCGUAACAAAGAAAUAAACAAACAAACAAGAGUUCCGAAAAACGUAGAUUCAUUUUCUAGUCAGACAUUGUCGGUGAACAGUGCCUUAUCGACUCGAUUCCACUUGGAGUGUUUCGUAGACGUGUGUAACGCUUACACGCGACGAAUAGAAAAUAACGACGCGAGAACUUUUGACGAAUACGAUUCAACCUUUUUUCAUUUCUAACCCGUUUCGUUGUGGCGAAAGUAGCAAUGCCGAAACGUCCACGCACGGCGGUUCGAUUUGAUCGUUUCGCGUUUUAUUUUCCCCCGUUCUUAUCUAUUAUUUUCUGUCUUAAAUAGAGCGACUCGACACGAAGACUUGCCAAUUGCACGAGCCAUCGGAAUAAGUUUUUAAUCCCGACUAUCGCUUCUUCUUUCUCAUUUUUAUUUCUUUUUUUUUUUUUUUCUCUUUUAAACACGCUCUAGCUGUAUACUAUCAAACGUAUAACGUUUCUUUAUUUCCUUUAUUUGUAGCUUAAAGAGGAUGAAAAAUGCGAGUGACUUUACUGUUGCAACGUACCAGUGUACUGUUAUUUUGUACGAUAAGUACUAGGAGUGAGACGAAAAAUUUGUUUGUUUUCUUUUGUUCAGAAUAUUGUUUCGUUUGUUGUGACCUAUCGAAGAAAGAAUAUCGUUCCUUCGUCAGAUCAUCAGAUCGAUUAUUGUAUUCUAUAUAUAUAUAUAUAUAUAGGUGUUUGUUCUAUAUUACGUAUAUAAUAUAUUCUAUAUAUUUUUUAUUUUCUACGUGAAGAUGGACGGAAGCGAUGCUCGGCCUAAGUCACGUUACGCGGGUACACGAAACUUGCCUUUUUAAGUCAUAGAAUAUUGUUAAUCCCGUUGUAAUCUUUUCAGUUGGCCUGUUCAAGUCCAUUCUGAGUCGAUUACCGAUUAAUAUUAACUUAAUUGCUUACGUGUUAUUAAAAGUAAUGCAGUCCUGCGUGAAAUAUUUACAGAGGCACCGGAAUUCGCCGUACGCUGUAGCACAAAACUAUUCGGACACCAGUUCUUUCUUAGUGCGCGGUAAAAAAUGAUACGAGUUUUUAAAACUAACGUGCAAUAAUAAGAAUUGUUUCGUUAUUCAAAAUUACUUCCAGAUUGUUUAAUUCCUGAGCUGUGAGUCUGAUAAGAAAAUGUUUAAAAAUCAGAAUAUUUGACAAUGUAUAAGUUGUUGUGUUAACGCGUCUUGUUAUUAAUUCUAGUCUCAUAAGAUAAAUUUCUAAUCUCAGCUACGUAUUAUUUCGAUAUUUGUCACGGCAACGGACAGAGCUUUUACCUUUGAGGCAAUAGUGCCUGAAUACGUAAAUCUAUCAAGCACGUAAGAAAAGAAAACGCUUGAAAUUCGCAGAUUUAACGGAAACUUUUCCCGCUCACCUUGAACAAUGACGCGCAACGUUCGUUAUCACGAUUCUAGCCUGGCGUCACAAAAAUGGUUGCCACUACGAAUAUUUCGCGUCGGUCUGCGUUCAAUCCUUUAUAGUCGAAGUCUGUGGAAUUUUAUUCGCUAUAUAUUGUUCGUUUAUCGUUUCUCAGAUUUUAAUUAUUUUUAAUUAUUUAUCAUAGGUUACUCUUAAAGAAACGGAGAGGCGGAGCGGAAAAGAAGGGAAACAGUGAGACAAAGAGAAACGAAUUUUCAUCCUUUACGAAUCUUACAUUUUACUUCAGUAAGGAUAAUCGUACUUUUUCAGCAUCGUUUCGCCUUGAUAAUUGAAUCAAAUAAUUAAGCGCGUCGCGACGUUUCAAAAACUCCGAUCAUUGAUACUUGAGACUGGUGUCAUCGGAAUUGUCACUGAAAUUUCUACCGAUCCGAACUCCGCCCUUUCCACUUACUUUUAGAAAUUAAUUGCAACUAUUAUACUAACGUAUGUUUCCUAGAAACACCUUGCACAUCGAUGAGAUCGAAGCAGAAACGCCGUCGUGUUCCGGGCGAUACUUUUAAACUCGCACGAUUAAAGUACGUGCAUAGAUUUUAGCAAACAGACUUCGUCCUGUCUCAUUUUAUCUAGCGCUAUGAUUAUACACACACACACACACACACACACACACACAGAGAGAGAAACGUGCGCACACACACAUACAUACACACACACAUAUAUAUACAUAUAUAUAUAUAUAUUUAUCUAUUAGUAUAUAAUAGCGUGUGAAACACCUGAAGACAGUCUGCUGUCUUUUACGUAUUCAAUUCGGGGGAGUAUAAUUUGCAUACAGUGAACCUCGUCAAUUGCAACUCACGAGCUUAUGCAUUUAGCCGAGAGGGAAAACGAAAAACGGAAGAGAAAAUAAACCGAUCGUAAGGAAAACACAAAAAGGGCGUAACGCGGCGGAGUGAUACGAUAGAGUUAACGAAUGAUUAAGAGAAAAUCGAUUAAAAUACGAAAAAGAAAAAAAAAGGGAAAAAAUAACAGAAAAAGACAUGCAUUUACGCGAUUAGCGGAUACGAAUAGAAAAAAAAAAAAGAAACAGAAACGAAAGCACGCAUUAAGGAAAAGGCUGAAUUCGAGAGAAAAGAAGAUACAGAGAGGAAGAUGAGAGGAGGCUCUCGAUAAUUAUUGUAAACGGAGAAAAGGACAAAGCAAAAAGAAAACACUUACACAAAAGAGAAACGUAUAUGAAACGAGUUCACAUGCGCAUUAAUGGUACACGACCGCACAAAAACGUUCAACAAAUACACGCGAAAUAAUCGUCAAGAGGACGAAGAAAUAUAUACAUUAUAUAUCUAUACAUGCAUACGCGUUAAAUAUAAUUAGCAUACAUAUAUAUAUAUACGAUAUUUAUUUGCGUACUUCUUAUCGAACAAUAAUUAAUUCGAGUACAUGAGAGUGUAACAUGACCGAAAACGCGGUCAUGUUGCGGGAAAAAGAAAGGAAAUAUCGCUCGCCGAUGAGUAAAACAGAAAGGGAGACAGAGGAGGUAUUCUCUGUCUUGCGUAUUCGUACUCGUGUCUACCAGUGAUUUGAAAGUUCGUUUAGUCGAAGUAGCGAUUACGAUGAUUACAAUGAUGAUAAUGAUACGAUAAUAACUAACGAUGAAAAAAGAAAUAUAUAUAAAUAUACGUAUAUUAUAUUUAAACAUAUUGUAGAUCUAUAUAUGUGUGUAAAUAAUAAUUUUCUCUACGUAUGAAGGAAUAAACAAGAGUAUAUUGUAUGUAUAGAUAUUCAUAUAUGUAUUGUAUAUAAGUACAUACAUAUUAAAAUAUUCACUGGCGUGUACAGUGAAGAGGAGAAAGAGGUUAAAGAAAUCAGACGAGAGUAGCCGUGGAGUACGUGGUACUACGUGAUGGCGAUUAUUUAAACAAAAUUGAAAUUAGUAUUUUUGUAAGCAGGAAUUAGUUUCCUUUAAUCCGUACACCAUUGAUUCAUUGUCAAGUGAAUUGUAAAAAAAAAAGUUUUGUUAUUCUUAUUUUGUUAAAAGUUUAAAAAGAAAGUAGGAAGUUGUCGAGUAUCUGAAAGAGGAAGUUCGCGAACGCGUGUUCUCGUUUCCUCCCGGUUCCUUUCGUUUUGGCCGCGAAAUUUGAAGGCAAUUUUUCUGCUGCGAUUGAAAUAGAUUAUACUAUAUACAUACUUACAUAGACACAUAUGUACACACAGAACAUAUGCACAGAAUGUGCGCGCAAAAUACGACACGCACAAAACGUCGAGACGAUUCGUGGUCGAUUUUUACGGUAUCCUCCCAUUACGGGAGCAACAUUGUUCAGGAAACACGGUCUUCCAUAGCGACAGAGUGUAAACGCGGUUAUUUUGUAUUGACAGACGAAGCAUAGAGGAAGAGAUUGUCGUUAGUUUCGCGGCCAAAAGCGAAGAAACUCUGGAAGAAAGCAAAAUGGCAAUUCGUUGUGAUGGUACUUUUUUGAUGUACAUAUAACGCUGACAAAUACGUAUUCGCAGAGGACACGCGACAUGUAUACACGUACUCUGGCAUACACCUUGCCAUUUACAUCUUUACACGCACGCACACACAUACACACACAUACACACACACAGAUACAAAUGCAGGGUGUAUCUCGUAAAUAUCCCAAUUAGUACGUAGACGUAGAAAACUUUAUAGCGAGCAAAUGAAAAACCGUACUGGAAAAUUUGAAACUAAAGAAUUGUCAUGUAAUACUUCAUUUUUUUAAUACUUAUUUGUCUUAUGGAGAGAGAAUAUUUUCUUGCUAAAAGAUUCUAAAACAUAGAUAGUUGAAAUAUAAAGAGUUUCACACAACGUGUUGCAUCUUGCUGUAGCUACGCUAAACCGAAUGUUUCUUUAUAUAUUUUCGUGCUAGUACUGUUGGAUACACCCUGUAUACAGAGAUACGCAAAUAACGUAUCGAUAUACACGGUUCGUGAACGAAUUCGAACGGCCUCGAAAAUGCCUCGCACAGAGGAUGCGCAUAAGUAUUGUAGGCGUAUUUCCGGUUUCUAACGAGUCACGCACAUGAACCGACAACUCUAGGGUUCCUCAACUCGCUGUUCACACUUGUACGUACACUACCGAGAGGGUGGCUGGAUUUUUCCUAGAUCCUCAGCGAAAUUCUGGAACUGCAUCUUUCCGCGAGUUCGAUUGUUAAACCGAUAUAAACACGAUCGGUAUGCCUGUGCGGUAUCGGUGUAGAAAUUUCAAUAUUUUUGAAAUAUUCGAUGAUAAUUUUAUAAAUCAUUCGUUCCGUUCGUUUAUUUUCUUGCCUUUUUGGAUACUUGUUCGAUUACGAAUCAACUUUUAACGGACAAUCAUCGACGAAAGAAUACGCAGUGCCAAACUUUCCACGAGGUGUCGAUCGAAAAACAGCGCAAGUGCCUUCCCCUUGCACUCGUACACCGUUGCACACAAACGACACACGUGUACUAGAGUAUACAAGAGUAAACUCGAGAAAAACACAUUAAAAAAGCAUCCAACGUCUAAUAUACAUAUAUAAUACUUACAUGAUAUAUAUAAUAAUUAUAUUUAUAUUAAAUACGAACGUAAGCAUACCUAUUGAUUAAUGUUGCAUCCGCAUAGAUAUCGUGCAACGAAAGAAAGUGGUCGGUAUAUGUCGCAAGAUAAUCGACCAUCGUUGCUAAGGUGGUAAUCAUAUUAUAUUACGAACUAUGCCGAUCUAUUAUACAUAUAUACAUAUUAUACAUAUAAAAUGUGAAUUAAGGAUUAUAAACGAUAUAAGAAGGAAAUCCACGUUUCACGGCGUACUACAUACAGAUAGUAUUUAUUAUCAUGUACCGUUUUGUCUCUGAUUUUUUCAAUUAUACUCGUACGUUAUCUCAUGCACGCCACGUCGAAAAAUCGAAUGUCGAAAUAGUCGUGUAUGCAAUCGUCUGAAACGACGUCGGAGGAACGGAUUACAGUCUUUGAAGCUAUUAACGUUAUACCAGCGACAACCUCGGGAACGUAGAAAGAAUGUAGAAGGAAAGAACGUAGAAUGUCGACGAACGAGAAAGAUGCGAUUUAACGAUUGUAAACGGAUUCGAAAGAUUUCUUGACCAUUUGUAUGCGUGUUGGUGUUCACCAAGUCACACAUGAUUACGAUAUACAUAUACAUAUACAUAUACAUAUACAUACACAUGGACACGUAGGUUCACGUUGCACGAUAUCGUCACGUCCAUGGAAGCGAAACGAUGAUGAUAACCGCGAUGAGACGAGAAAAUUCGUCCUAUGAGAAUAGAGGAGAGAAAAAGAAAAAAGAACGACACGUCAUUCAUUUUCCAAUGUCGAGGAAUCGAAUUAACAGUUAUCGAUGGAUUAACUACGUUACACGUACAUACCAUAGAAUACGAUAAUACGAGUAUAUGAUAUAGCCGCGUGUAGCCUGCGUCGUCGACUCACAGAUAAACAGCAGAAAAAGAGUAUACACGUUUAAGAAUCGAGAGAAAAUAAGGGAUAGUAAGGAAAGAGAUAGUGUUAGGUAGAAGAUAAUUUAAUACGAGAAGGAAAAAAACACGAAAUUUUAAGAGAACGAAUGAAAAUGAAACGAUGAUGCAAAUGAGUCUUCGAGGUCCCGAAUGCGUUUUUGCGCGUGCACGCUCACGGGGUUUGUCAAGGAGUCAGCCAGUAUUUGUAAUAAUAAUGCUUGAGAAAUGCAUGAAUAUUUGUUUUA